GAAGCACUUCUGAUACGGAUGGAAAACCUGACAGUGGGAAUUCCUCUCAAGCAGCCCAUCGUCUUUGAGCUGGAGGGCUUCUACGUCCCUCCAGGUUACGGCCCCUUGUUCUUCGUCCUGGCCCUGCUCACCUUCAUGGUGAUCCUGCUGGGGAACGGUGUGGUGAUGUGGGUCAUCGUCACGGACAAGAGCCUUCACAGGCCCAUGUUUGUGAUGGUCUGUAACCUGGUGGUCUGCGACCUGCUGGGGGCCACGGCAGUCCUGCCUCGCCUCAUGAUGCAGCUCCUGACGGGGCAGAAGGCCAUCGCCUACAUCCCAGCCAUCAUCCAGGCCUUCUGCAUUCACUCAUAUGGAGCAGCAAUACAAACUAUUCUGGCUGUGAUGGCCUACGACAGAUACAUCGCCGUGUGUGAACCUCUCAGGUAUCACUCCAUCAUGACCUCGGCUCGGCUGCACAGCUGCUGUGGUCUGGCCUGGUUCAUCGCCGCGCUCCUCAUCUUCGUCUUAUUUUCCUUCCACAUUAACGUUCCGCUGUGCGGCCGAACCAUCAAACACGUGUACUGCAGCAACCGGGCCAUCCUCAGGCUGGGGUGUAUUUCCACCCCCGUCAGUAACAUCUACGGUUUAGCCAUGACCUGGUCUCUGAGUACCGGGGUCUUUCUCGUCAUCGCCUUCUCCUACACUAAAAUCCUGAGCGCCUGUCUGAAACAGGGACGGAGUGACAGAAGCGUCCGCACCAAGGCCUUCCAGACAUGUGCCACUCACCUCAUGGUCUACGUGAUUUACGAAAUUGCUGCAGUCGUCCUCAUCAUGCUCUACAGGUUCCCCUCAGUCUCCAGGGACAUCCAGAAGUUCUUUGGCAUUGUGGUUUUGGUUUUUCCACCACUUGUAAACCCCUUCAUUUAUGGAAUAUUCACAAAAGACUUGAGAGGCAGUGUCAGGAAGCGUUUCACUGCACGAAUUCACCACAAAAACUGA
Salarias fasciatus (jewelled blenny) is the source of this 978-nucleotide messenger RNA. RefSeq names its product olfactory receptor 2K2-like. Gene Ontology annotation, biological process: detection of chemical stimulus involved in sensory perception of smell; G protein-coupled receptor signaling pathway. Gene Ontology annotation, molecular function: odorant binding; olfactory receptor activity; G protein-coupled receptor activity. Gene Ontology annotation, cellular component: membrane. The transcript is spliced from 4 exons. Lineage: Eukaryota; Metazoa; Chordata; Actinopteri; Blenniiformes; Blenniidae. The record is from RefSeq and is a predicted model, not a curated record. The coding region runs from base 19 to 978 and encodes 319 amino acids.